Molecule: messenger RNA, 1158 nt
Organism: Ambispora gerdemannii
Lineage: Eukaryota; Fungi; Glomeromycota; Glomeromycetes; Archaeosporales; Ambisporaceae
Source: the annotation of a GenBank genome assembly
AUGAAUUUUUUAAAACUAUUUAUCGACUCCUAUUGGACAUCACCGACCGAUCAACUACUACACAUUUUCAAGAAAUCAAACAAAGAACUAAAAUCCGAUGAAGAAAUCGUGAAAAUCGUCGAAGAAUGGCUCAAACAAAAAAACUACUCUGCUUCUGAUUGUUUCGCCAAAGUUCUAGAUUACUAUCAAUAUCAACACCACCCUAGUAAUAAAAAUAAGUACCAAUACGCAGCAUUACUCGCGUUUUUGUAUCGUUGGGGAAUCGGUACAAGAAUUGACCCCCAAAAAACAUUUUAUUGGUACACAGUGGCAGCUGAAAAAACACGAGAUCCACUAGCACAGAAUGAACUUGGAUGGUGUUUUAGUGAAGGAUUUGGGACGAAACAGGAUCAUAAAGAAGCAUUAAAAUGGUUUAUGAAAUCUGCUGAGUCAGGUAAUGCUAUCGCAGCAAUGAAUUUAGGACAAUGUUAUUUUUAUGGUGAUGGGACAUCGAUGGAUGAUUCGAAAGCAUUGCACUGGUACGAAAUUUCUGCGCGGAGAAAUUAUUUAAAUGGGCAAAUUCAACUUGCACAAUUCUAUCGUUACGCUUCGAAACAAUAUCGAAGCGCACGUCUAGCAAAACACUGGUACGAAAAAGCAGCGAAGUCAGGUAAUCCAGAAGCGCAAGUAGAAAUAGGGUACUGCUACUACCACGCUAUCGGUGUUAACAAACAGCUAAAAGAUCACGCAAUAGAAUGGUACAAAAAAGCCGCCAAACAAGAUUACCCACGUGCGCAAGCACUGCUUGCUAAAUACUAUGCACACUCGAGACCCAGUCUAUCGUUUGAGUAUUAUCGAAAAGCUGCGAAUAACGGAUACCCACAUGCGAAAAAACGGCUUGCCGAUUGCUAUGCCCAAGGAUUCGGGUGCCCUAAAGUUGAUCGUGUACGUGCAUUCUAUUGGUAUCGACAGUGUGCUACGAAUCAUAAAGAGGAUCAUGGGCGGGCAGCUUUGAGACUGGCGAAAUGCUUUGAUAAGGGAUAUGGAGCACAGUUGGAUCUGCAUGAGGCAAUUAAGUGGUUUCGUGUUUUUCAGGAGAGUGGGGAGAUGAGUCUUGAUGAUUCUAAAUGGUGUAACCAAUUUUGGCUCAAACUGCAAUAUGGAAAGGUCGACCAAUAG